CUCGGCGCGGCGGCCGGCAUGGGCGGCGGGCGGGCGGCGCGGGGCGGGCGCGCUCCCACACGGUGAGCGGAGGACCGGAGCGCCAUGGCCCAGCCCGUCUCAGCCUUCCAGGUCGCCUACAUCUCCAUCGAGGUGCUCAUCGCCCUGGUGUCGGUGCCGGGCAACGUCCUGGUGAUCUGGGCGGUGAAGAUGAACCAGGCUCUGCGGGACGCCACCUUCUGCUUCAUCGUCUCGCUGGCCGUGGCCGACGUGGCCGUGGGCGCCCUGGUCAUCCCGCUGGCCAUCAUCAUCGACGUGGGGCCGCAGACCGAGUUCUACAGCUGCCUCAUGGUGGCCUGCCCCGUUCUCAUCCUCACCCAGAGCUCCAUCCUGGCGCUGCUGGCCAUCGCCGUGGACCGGUACCUGCGGGUGAAGAUACCUGUCAGGUAUAAGAGCGUGGUGACCCCAAAGCGAGCAGCUGUGGCCAUUGCUUGCUGCUGGAUUGUCUCCUUCCUUGUAGGACUAACCCCCAUGUUUGGCUGGAACAACCUGAACAAGAUGAGGGAGUCUCAGAUGGUCAAUGCCAGCCAUGUGGGGCUUGUCAUCAAGUGCCAGUUCGAGACGGUCAUCAGCAUGGAAUACAUGGUGUAUUUCAACUUCUUCGUCUGGGUGUUGCCUCCUCUGCUGCUGAUGUUCAUCAUCUACUUGGAGGUUUUUAACCUGAUCCGCAAGCAACUCAACAAGAAGGUCUCGUCCAACUCGACAGAUCCUCAGAAGUAUUAUGGGAAGGAGCUGAAAAUCGCAAAGUCUUUAGCACUGGUGCUAUUCCUCUUUGCGCUGAGUUGGCUCCCACUGCACAUCCUAAACUGUAUCACCUUGUUCUGUCCCUCCUGCCAAAAACCCAUGAUCCUGAUAUAUAUCGCUAUCCUCCUGACUCAUGGCAACUCGGCCAUGAACCCCAUCGUGUACGCCUUCAAGAUCAAAAAGUUCAGGACGGCAUUCCUGCGAAUCUGGAACCAGUACUUCUGUUGUAAAACUAACAUGAACAUUAACAACAUCAACAACACUGAGCUGGACAACUAGGCUUGAGAGAGCAGGAGCAGAGCAAGCUGCUCCUUCCCACCAAGUCCAUGGGUCCCUUCAAUCCACCAAGUGGCCACCUUGGCUCUGCCCACAUUGUAAAUGGACUGGUCCUAGGAAGAGGGUCAAAAAGAGGACUUGGGCGAUCUGCAAUGGUCAGCCCUUUCCAAGUCCAACCAGACAUUUAUCUGAGCUAGUGAAGGGCAUUAUUUAUUCACAACCAUUGUACUGUUUUGAUAUUGUAUCCUGCACUGUUACUUUUUAUUUUGCAGGUGACACGUGUCUGGGUAUUUAAAGAGGAACUGUACAGCUGGGGAUGCCAUUUACUUUCAAUGCAAAUAAAACAAAAAAGAAAGCAGCUCUGCAGCAUGAACUAUGGACUCCUGCUCCCAGGAUUGUGUUGUGGGGCUCGGCCUUGGGGCUGGGGCAAUUGGAGGCUGCUGGAACCGAAAAGGCGAAGUGAGGAGCAAGGAGGCAAGGACCAGGGCAAUGGGAAGCAGAUUGAGGCUUCCAGUAUCACCAUUUACCUUUCAGGUUGUACAUGUCUCAUGAUGUACCUCUUCUCUUGAGCAGGGAGGGAGGGAGACGUCUGGGCAGACAGGUCGGCCCAUAUAGGAGAACAGAAGCAUAAGGCACUUUACAACUCCACUGGGCACUGAGGCACCAUUUUGAAUGCAAAUAUUUCAGCUUUCAGCCAAAAUAUUUGGGGGAAAAAACUGUAUUCUGACCAUGUGUAGGUAGAUGACACAGGAAGUAACUUGCCCUCAUCCUGUCUACCCUACAGCUUCCUCUAGCAAAUAGGGAGUUGUGAAAACCUAAAACUACCAGGGUAGACACAGGGCCUUGUUACACUGUAAUUUUAGGUGGCUUCUGGAGCUCUUAAACCCUGGAUUCGCUUCACUUGAACACCUUUUAAGUGGCUUAAAGCAGUCGUUACUCGUCUUAAAAGUUACACCACUCCAGGGUAGGAUUAUCUCUAAACUGCCUAAUUUUGCUUCAGUUCCAUUAAGAUGUGGCCACUUCCCACAGCUAUUCUGCCCAAAGUGAAGUCUUCCAGCAUCCCAGGAUGCAGUGGGCAAGUGGGGAUGCCAGGGCACAGUGGGAACACCCUGUGCCACUGCCAGUGGGAGCAGUGAACCAGUCUGGGCAGGGGGUCAGGCUCUGGAGGAAAAAAGGAUCGAGCCCCUCAGAGCUCAGGUGGUGUCCAGCCGGCCCACCUCCGAGGAGCCCGAUCCUUUUUUUCUUUGGAGCUUGCCCUGCCUGCUGACUUGGCACUGCCUGAGCUCGGAAGGGCCCGAUCCUUUUCAGAGCUCGGCUGGCACCUGGCCAGCUGGCAGCCCAGGCGGGGUGAGUGGGAUUUGGUGAAAAAAAAUGGAUCAGGCCCCUUGGAGCUCAAGUCGUGAGCUGGUCCAGAUGGUGGCGGGAGCACUGUGGUGGUCAGGAACUCCUGGGCUGUGGUGCUGGCUCUGCCUGCUCUGCCAAUGCCAAUAAAUUCCAGCGAUUAAAAAAGAAACACGCAAGACGUGAAGACAUUGUGGCUGACAGCACUGCCUUGGUUUGCACUAAGAAACAUUUAACUUAUAGGCUCCUAGUCUUGCCCCUGCUCGCCAAGCCUCUAGUGGCAAGCCGCAGCUCUACAGGUGGGGGACAGUCUCAGUCUCAUGGUUUUUGCCUUAAGGUGUGACUGCUCCACUAAACUGAACAACACUAAGCCGAUUAACAUGUCUUUAGCUUACAGCGUAAAAUGUAACAAGGUCCGCAGAUAUGGAGGCUCUGGGCUUGAGUUCAGGGCUCUGCACAGACUUCAGCUACCCUCUGCUUGCAUUGAACCUCCUUCUCACCUUAGUCUGAGCACUGAGUUGGGGUCACUUCUCAUGAAAACAAGGCCUCCUGUUUGAGUUGUCCUGUUUUGAGCCUUAAUUGAUUGCGCGGAAGCUCUGAAUGCAAGACCUGCUCCAAUAAUGUCUGUCCUGGGAGUACACGGUCAGCCUUAGCCAGUGCUGCCAGGCCAAUGGCACGAAGGACCAUAGUCUGAUGCAUCUGUGGUCUGGCAGAAACUCAGAUGCUGCAGCAAGCUGCCCUUUUGGAGCACUGCUCAGAGCAGCAGACGUCUGCCCUGGACGCUGUUUCAGAGGAAGCUCGUGGCGUGACAGCCACAGCCUCUUUCCUGGUCGCUGAAUUUUGAGUCAGGGAGCUGUGACAUCCAAAGUUUCCCUUCUCACCUCUGCUUUUGUCUAUCUCCUCAGUAGCCCUCAGUAGCUCAGGCAGAGCUCUCACCUCUCAGUCUAUUCUGGAAUAAAAACUAUUUAUUGCAAUCAA
This is a messenger RNA of Alligator mississippiensis (American alligator), 3378 nucleotides long. It is a transcript of the gene ADORA1, whose product is annotated as adenosine A1 receptor. The coding region runs from base 85 to 1062 and encodes 325 amino acids. Gene Ontology annotation, cellular component: dendrite; synapse; membrane. Lineage: Eukaryota; Metazoa; Chordata; Crocodylia; Alligatoridae. The transcript has 3 exons. Gene Ontology annotation, biological process: G protein-coupled adenosine receptor signaling pathway. Gene Ontology annotation, molecular function: G protein-coupled adenosine receptor activity. The record is from RefSeq and is a predicted model, not a curated record.